GUCCACACCGCGCCGCGCGGCGGGGCCGAUGGAAUAGCACCGUACCGGUGGCGGCACAGUCUCUCUCGCUGUCGCAGCGGCUUAUAACGCCGAGAGCGCGCGGGGCGGGGCAGAGGAGGAAGAGGGGCGGGGGCGACGAUGAGGGGAUCCUCGGGCGCGCGGAUGACCGCGCAGGGCGCGGCGGAGGCGGCCGUGGGCGCGGUCGGGUGCGGCUACGACCUCACGGGGGACCUCCGCCUGGCGCGCGCCAAGCCGGCGGGGCGGCUGGUGGAGCUCGACACCGCGCGGGCGCGGGAGCUGUCCCUGCCGGGCGGGGCCGUCGUCGCGGGCGUGCCCGCCGGGAUCGUCGCCGACAAGGGCGAGCGCACGCGGUUCCGCUCCGACGUCCUCUCCUUCGCUCAGAUGGCGGAGCAGGUGAACCAAUCGCUGUCGCUGGCGGGGAAGAUCCCCUCCGGCGCCUUCAACGCCAUGUUCGACUACCGCGGGUGCUGGCACCGGGACGCCGCGGCCACGCGGAGCCUCUGCUUCGACGGCCGCUUCGUCGAGCUUUACAGCGUCGAGGCCGUGCGCGCGCAGCUCGCCCUGCAGGACCGCGUCAAGCAGGACCUGCCGCCCUUCUGGGAUCCCCCGGCGCUCGCCGAGUUCAUCGACAAGUACGGCACGCACGUCAUCGUCGGGGUGAAGAUGGGAGGCAAGGACGUGGUCUGCGUCAAGCAGCUCAAGGGCUCCAGCCUGACGCAGAGCGACGUGCAGGCCCGGCUCAAGAAGCUCGCCGACGACAAGUUCUCCCAAGACGGCGCCGGAGACGACAGAUUAGCGCACGGGCUAAACGGAAAUUUCGGCCCCGGAUCAGCUGCCUGGCAGUCGUUCAGAUCACCCGUCGUGUCCCACAAGGAUGACGUCGUCUGCAUCCACAUCCGAAGAGGCGGCGCCGACAGCGGCCAGGGCCACGGCAGAUGGCUCUCCACGAUCACCGCUUACCCGGACGUCAUCUCGAUGUCGUUCGUGCCCAUAACUUCCCUGCUGACCGGCGUUCGAGGCUGCGGGUUCCUGAACCAUGCGGUGAAUCUCUACCUCAGAUACAAACCGCCGAUAGAGGAGCUGCAGCAGUUCCUGGAGUUCCAGGUGCCGCGGCACUGGGCUCCAGAGUUUGGUGAGCUUCCUCUUUGCCUCCAGAGGAGGAAGAACAGCUUGCCGUCUCUUCAGUUCACCCUCAUGGGCCCUAAGCUUCAUGUCAACACUGCCAAGGUCGAUUCCGGAAACCGGCCGGUGACCGGCAUCCGGCUCUUCUUGGAAGGCAAGAAGAACGACCGGCUGGGCGUCCACCUGCAGCACCUGUCGGUGACGCCGAGCACGAUCACGGUGGUGGGCGAGGCCGCGUCGGCCGAGGACGUGACCGUGAACGAGCGCGACUACAUCGAGCCCGUCAGGUCGCCGCUGCUGUCGCACGUCUGCACGGCGCCGGUGCAGUACAACGGCGCGCGGAUCGACGACUGCGCGGCGAUCGUGACCAGAGCGUGGCUGGAGGUGCGGGACACCUGCUGCCUCAAGAAGGUGUUCUUCCUGCGGCUCGGCUUCUCGGGCGUCGCGGCCAUGAAAAUACGGCGGUCCGAGUGGGGCGGGCCCUCCGUCGUGCCCCGCAAGUCCGGCUCGCUGUCGGCGAGGCUCAGCGCGGCGCUGUCCGGCGGCCUGGCGCAGGUGCCGCCGCCCCCCACGGAGGAGGAGAAAGUGGAGGUGAAUUCCGCCAUAUUCCCCAAGGGCCCGCCGGUGCCGCUCCCGGUCCAGAAGAUGGCGAGGCACGUGGACACCACCGAGGUGAUGAGGGGCCCCGACGACCAGCCGGGGUACUGGGUGGUCACCGGCGCGAAGCUGUGCGUUGAGAGCGGCAAGGUCGCGCUCAAGGUCAAGUACUCGCUGCUCAUCGCCGUGCAAGAGGACACUGACGUCUGACGGCUUCAUUGCCGUUGAUCGAUGCCUCGGCUUCUCUGUUUGUGUGUGUGGUUUAAUUUGCUUAGUGUACAGCGUGCAGUUCAGUCGUCCGAGUGGUGUAAAUAGUGCAGAGGGCGCACGCUGCUUAUAGAGAUGUCGUAGUUGUACAGAACGUACUACAGAAAUGGACUCUGUUUGCAUGCAAAUUAUUUUUAGAGUA
Molecule: messenger RNA, 2149 nt
Organism: Panicum hallii
Lineage: Eukaryota; Viridiplantae; Streptophyta; Magnoliopsida; Poales; Poaceae
Product: MACPF domain-containing protein NSL1-like
Exons: 7
Coding region: 139-1950 (603 amino acids)
Biological process (GO): regulation of salicylic acid mediated signaling pathway; plant-type hypersensitive response
Cellular component (GO): plasma membrane
Source: RefSeq, a predicted model, not a curated record